AUGGCCACAAACAUUCAAUUGAAGGACCCGUCCUUGCUGAUCGGUCAAAACUACAUUGACGGGAAAUGGGUCGAAGCAGAGUCUGGAAAGCGAUUCAAUGUAACAGACCCUGCGAGCGGCAAACUGAUCGGAUCUUGCCCAGAGUCAGACACCAGAGAUGCACAAAGAGCAAUUGACUCGGCGGCAGCAGCACUCCCAUCCUGGCGCUCUCGAGCUGGUAGAAACCGCAGUCGGAUUUUGCGUCGAUGGUACGAAUUGGUCAUGGAGAACCAGGAGGAUCUGGCUACAUUGAUCACCUGGGAAAACGGCAAGGCUAAGCCAGAUGCUACCGGCGAGGUCCUCUUUGCAGCCAGUUUCCUUGAAUGGUUUGCAGAAGAGGCCGCGCGAAUCUACGGUGAUGUGAUUCCACACACUCAGCCCAGUUUCCGGGUUUCGGUUCUAAAAGAACCCAUUGGUGUCUGUGGUCUUAUCACGCCAUGGAACUUCCCCGCUGCUAUGAUCACUAGAAAACUUGGCCCUGCAUUGGCAGCUGGCUGUACAGUUGUCGUCAAGACCGCAGGCGAAACACCCUUCACAGCCAACGCCUUGCUCAAGCUCGGCGAGCGGGCAGGAAUUCCCGCAGGUGUUAUCAACAGCGUCGCCGCAUUGGAAAACACACCUGAGAUUGGCCAGGCUUUGUGCUCCUCGAAUACUGUGCGCAAGAUCUCCUUCACUGGAUCCACUCGGGUUGGAAAGCUGCUUAUGCAACAAUCGAGCAACUCUCUGAAGAAGCUUGGCCUAGAGCUUGGUGGUAAUGCUCCUUUCAUUGUCUUUGAAGAUGCGGAUCUCGGUCUGGCCGUGGAAGCGGCGAUCGGCAGCAAAUUCAAGUCCUCUGGACAGACAUGCGUGUGCUCUAACCGGAUAUUUGUGCAAGAGAGCAUUUAUCCCGAGUUCAUCAGGCGGCUCAAGAGCGCUGUUAGCCGAUUCCAAGUUGGUAAUGGGUUUGAUAAGACUACUACACACGGUCCUUUGGUCACCUCUGCGGCAGUGGAGAGAGUUGCCGGUCUUGUGGAUGAUGCUGUGAAGCGUGGCGCCAAGGUGGAAAUUGGUGGAAAGAGGAGGACUGACCUAGGUCCGAACUUCUUCGAGCCUACCAUCCUCACUAAUGUGAGUGCCGAUAUGACUGUGGUUAAUGAAGAAAUCUUCGGCCCGGUAGCCCCCAUUUUCUCCUUCAGGACGGAAGAUGAAGUUGUAGCCACCUCCAACGCGUGUGAUGUCGGAUUGGCAUCAUAUAUCUUUACCCAGGAUGUCACGCGCGCUAACCGUGUUUCGGAACUCUUGCAAUUCGGCAUGGUGGCGAUCAACACAGGUGUCAUUUCUGAUGCUGCCAGUCCAUUCGGUGGAAUUAAACACUCAGGAAUGGGCCGUGAAGGAAGCAAGUAUGGUAUUGAUGACUAUCUCCAGACGAAGACUGUUGUUACUGGAAACGUGAAUGUUGUACACAAAGCCUCUCUGUAG
Penicillium crustosum is the source of this 1497-nucleotide messenger RNA. RefSeq names its product NAD-dependent succinate-semialdehyde dehydrogenase. Lineage: Eukaryota; Fungi; Ascomycota; Eurotiomycetes; Eurotiales; Aspergillaceae. Gene Ontology annotation, molecular function: succinate-semialdehyde dehydrogenase (NAD+) activity. Gene Ontology annotation, biological process: GABA catabolic process. The transcript is spliced from 5 exons. The record is from RefSeq and is a predicted model, not a curated record. Bases 1 to 1497 code for a protein of 498 amino acids.